Messenger RNA from Diaporthe batatas, 972 nucleotides. RefSeq lists its product as uncharacterized. The transcript has 3 exons. NCBI's taxonomy places the organism in Eukaryota, Fungi, Ascomycota, Sordariomycetes, Diaporthales, Diaporthaceae. The coding region runs from base 1 to 972 and encodes 323 amino acids. The record is from RefSeq and is a predicted model, not a curated record.
AUGGCGGCCCUCCUCGAGACGGUCGUCCUGGUCCUCCUCGAAGUGGUCCUCCUCGAGACGGUCCUCCUCGAGACGCCGCCAGACCACAACGAGGCGAUACACAGGCCCCUCGCAUGGUUGGGCUUGUGGGGAAGACUCCUCCACGUGCUCCUGUUCCUCGUUGGGCUCUGGCUCUUCUUUCUGCCCUGGAUCUGCCCUGACUCAAGCAGGACUGUCGCCGCUGCGCCGCCGGGGUCGCGUGCUGUCCCGCUGGGGUCCCGAUACGAUGGAGGAACGGCGAUGUUCUCCGACGCGCUGACCUGGCUGGAAUACUACCAGCGUGAGGCCAGGCGGGCUGGUCCGGCGGCCAACACGGUUGCUGGCAGGGAGUCGGGGGGGGUAGCAGGGCACGCGGUCGACCUGUCCAGGGGCAUCUUGCAGAUGGAGGAAGGGUUUGCCCGCCGCGAAACCCUCGAGGCCCAGGACCUAGAGGCAAUCGAGGCAAGGCUGCACAGCGCACUGGACGAGGCGCGCUACUUUGAGGAUGCCGGGCCGCUGUGGCUAUGCCGUCUGGCCUGCAUUCCGUGCGGCCCCGUGACUGACACGCUACCAUGCCCCGCCCACCCGGUCGCCAUCGCGCGGCGUGAGGCCGAGGCUGUGGCAGAGGUGCUCUCGUCCAUGACAUAUGCGCACCUGGAGCUUCUGAAGCAGCACGAGGACGUGCAGGCGGGAGGUCUCGAGCCCGCCCGUGACGACGUCUGUCUGGUUAGCGAAAGGUUCCAUGCCCCUGGCCCUGACGGAGGUCAUCGUGGCCAGCAGAUGAUGUCAGGGCUCUGGGACCUCGGUUCCGCGGCGUUCGGUGUGUGCCAGCUGACCAACCGGGAGAUGGAGAGGGGGAAACAGUUCAGGCAGGAACAACUAUGGAGCUUUAUGCACCAUCUAAGUAGGGCAAAUGCGAGGGCCUCUCCUGGAGCCACGAGCAUGUUGGAGUAG